AUGAAGAUGAAUGAGUUUCAGAAGAAGGUGCUGUCCUUACCGCGUGUAGAGCCUGAAGUAGGCGAGAGUCUUGAGUACUACCAUAAGGGAAUAUGCGUGUCCAGAGGGGUGCCUAAAGAAGUCUUUGUAGAACUGGAAUCAUUUGAAGUUCGAAAGGAUGACAUCUACCUUGUUACCUACCCUAAAGCUGGUACAACGUGGAUGCAACAAAUAAUCAGUUUGAUUAUGGACGGUCUUAAGGCCGAGCACCAUAAGGACUUACACGUCUUUUUUCGAUUUCCUUUUCUGGAGAACACCUGGAUAAGUCAUUACUCCCAGGUCGGUUUGAUCCCACCAACGCACACACUGUUGGACAAGAUGCAACAAGACACACCGAGAAAGAUUAAGACGCAUCUCUCACCACUCCUCCUACCCAAGCAGAUUUUCGACAAGAGGCCAAAAGUUGUGUACGUAGCUCGAAACCCAAAAGACGUGGCUGUAUCGUACUACCACAUGCAUCAAUUCGAUACCAGCUUACAGACAUACCCCGGCUGGGAGAAGUUCUUUGAAAGAUUUAUAAAUAAGGAUGUUUCCGGAGGUGACUGGUUCCAGCAUAACCUCUUCUGGUGGGAAAAGCGACAUGAUGCAAAUGUUCUUUUCAUCAAAUUUGAAGACAUGAAAAAGGAUCUGAAGAAUGCUGUACAAGUUACUGCUGAUUUUCUGGAACGAACCGUGACGCAGGACGACUUACAGAAAAUCGUGGAAAAGUGCAGUUUUGAAAACAUGAAGAAGGACCCCAAAGUAAAUCCAGACAUGGUGUUGGAGUUUUGUAGUGACAGUGACGUAGUGAAUCAGCCACCGAAGGAAAAUAUUAUGUCAUUCAUGCGAAAAGGACAGGUUGGCGAUUGGAAGAACCAAUUCACGGUAGCUCAGAGUGAGUUGUUUGAUGAGCUAUUCCGGAAGGAAAUGAUGGGCACACAGCUGACAUUCGACUUCGAGUAAAUAUAUCUUUGUGGAAGCGUUUGUGGAGACACGGCUACAAUAGGCUUAUAAGUACUGUAGGUUUUAUCUGAUAUGACAAUGUUAAAAAGAGCAGCAGUUAUUACUAAACAGGGUGUUGGGUUGAUGUAGAGAUCUCGAUCUUAUUGACCCGUUCCGUAUUCAAAAUCCAAAAUAUAGCAGAUAUACUCGGAGACAGCAUUUUACACUGAAACAAUCUAGGCUGGAUUUCUUUCUUUUUAUAAUUAUAUCUUCUGAACUUUGGUUUUAACUUUGUUUCAUCUGAAAUCGCCAGUCAGGUUAUCAGAUAGCCCCAUAAAUGUGGCCUAUUUACUGGACUGCCUCCGUAAACAUAGGCCACACAUCCACAUGUACAAAAAC
Messenger RNA from Patiria miniata (bat star), 1359 nucleotides. RefSeq names its product sulfotransferase 1C2-like. NCBI's taxonomy places the organism in Eukaryota, Metazoa, Echinodermata, Asteroidea, Valvatida, Asterinidae. The transcript is spliced from 7 exons. Gene Ontology annotation, cellular component: cytoplasm. The record is from RefSeq and is a predicted model, not a curated record. Gene Ontology annotation, molecular function: sulfotransferase activity. Gene Ontology annotation, biological process: sulfation. Bases 1 to 981 code for a protein of 326 amino acids.